AUGGUCAUUCGUACCAAUAAUUACGCUCGGAUGUUGAAAGAAUUAUUUACUGCACAAUUAAGUCGAAUGACGAGAUGGAAAGACGUCAGUAGAGAGGAAUUGAAAACAUUUUUUGUAGUAAUAAUCUACAUGGGUCUCAAUCCUAAGCCGUCCAACGAGCACUACUGGAAAUUAUACGUGCUUUACUAUAAUCCUCUUAUGCAUAGUGGUCCUACCAAAUUUAUUCCGGCAUUUCGCAUCAGUGAUAAACCUGGCUCAACAGUGGUACAGCUCACAGAGCCGCUUUUAGAUGCAGGUCGUAUUAUCGUUGCAGACAACUAUUAUACCACUUCGCCAUUGGCUGAGUAUCUAAAAGGUCGCAAUACUCAUUUGUGCGGUAAAAUAAAAGAAAUUUGCCAGAAGAAGUGGUAA
Arctia plantaginis is the source of this 411-nucleotide messenger RNA. The record is from the annotation of a GenBank genome assembly. Lineage: Eukaryota; Metazoa; Arthropoda; Insecta; Lepidoptera; Erebidae.